Messenger RNA from Fusarium verticillioides 7600, 2825 nucleotides. RefSeq lists its product as hypothetical. Gene Ontology annotation, molecular function: nucleic acid binding; exonuclease activity. The record is from RefSeq and is a predicted model, not a curated record. The transcript has a single exon. Gene Ontology annotation, cellular component: nucleus. Bases 155 to 2308 code for a protein of 717 amino acids. Lineage: Eukaryota; Fungi; Ascomycota; Sordariomycetes; Hypocreales; Nectriaceae.
AGGUACGUACCUUUAGCACUGUAGUCUGUCUGCAUUCUUGGGUCGCCAUUAUUUUUUAUUCCUUUCGAACAUUGUUGCCUCACGACGUGAUCUCUUUCCACGAUUCUCCUUCUGGCGGCGCAUUGCUUGCGCUCGCACUCGCAUAAAGUUCGUAAUGGGUAAGAAAGCAAAGAGAAAAGCUGCCAAAGUCGUCAACAAAGCCCUUACAGCCCUAGGACCUGACCAAAUCCCCGAGCCCAGCGACAAGGCCUCUUCAAACGACAAUCAAGAUGAGGUCCAACCCUCCGACAAGUUCGACCAAGGUGUUCCUGUCACGACGGCCAUCGCGACUCUUGAGAAGGAUGCGUCAACAAAAAGCGACGGCAGCCUGAAGCGUUCUAAUCCUCAUGACGCGGACGAAGGCGGAGAGUGGCAGGUCGUUUCACGGGCCGCAAAGAAGCUCAAGAAGGUCCCUAAACCUGGCAAGAAUUAUCCCACCAUUGCAUUCUCGCCUAAUGCGCGACUGCAAUCCAAGAUCAAUAUUUCACAAAUGCGAGACCUGGUUACAUAUAUCUUUGCCGACGGAGCUGGCCCUCAAUGGAUUGGCAUUACCCAUCGUCCAGCGUUCCGAAAGAUUGUGGCUAUAAUGAUACCCGGUAUUGAGGAGGCCAUGUUCAAACACAACGUUGACUUCGACACAUAUAACGAUGCUGAUCGGGAGGGAAAUGCUGUUGCAACGUCGCCGGACGACUAUUAUCCCCAGCCGCUCAAGAAAGAGCGCCUGCCCGAGGCUCUGAAACCAUUCGCCGAUAUGUUCGCGCACCUGUGGCCCGUCAAGACACCCGGUGAUGAUAGACACGGGAAGAUGCAUUCGCCCUUGGCCGCUUUCCUAACAACCCCCACCCCGAAGGAAAAGAAUGGGCCAAAGAAGGGCAUCAAACCAGCACACGAGCCUUCAGGAUGGAAGAACGAGAAGACACGCAUCACUGAGUUCCUCUGUACAGUUGAUGAUCUGACUGACAACGGCUACUUGGUUCAUCCAGCUAUGCUGGAAGGUGUUGCCAGAGAUCAGUUCGUUCUCCCCGAAGGUUGGGUCAUCACCCAUGUGAAAAGCCUUGAAGAAGGUCAAGUCCCAGAAGACGAAGUUGAAAAAGGCAGCAUCACAGAAGGACGAGAUAUUCUGGCCCUGGAUUGUGAAAUGUGCAUGACUGGAGAGGGCGAGUUCUCUUUGACAAGAAUCAGCGUAGUCGACUGGUUCGGCAACGUUGUACUCGAUGAACUUGUCAAGCCUGAUAAGCCCAUUACCGACUACGUCACUCAGUUCUCUGGCAUCACAGAAGAGAUGCUUGCACCUGUAACAACCACAUUACAUGACAUCCAGCAGAAGCUACUCGAACUCCUGACCCCUCGCACAAUCUUGAUAGGACACUCUUUAGAGUCAGAUACCAAGGCUCUCCGCAUCACUCACCCCUUUAUCAUCGACACAUCCAUCAUUUAUCCGCAUCCUCGCGGUCCUCCUCUCAAAUCGUCUCUAAAAUGGCUGGCGCAAAAAUAUCUGUCAAAGGAAAUCCAAAAAGGUGGUGCAAAUGGCCACGACAGCAUCGAAGACUCUAAGACAUGCCUCGAUCUUGUCAAACAGAAAUGUGAAAAGGGCAAGGCCUGGGGAACAUCUGACUCACAGGGAGAGAACUUGUUCCGCCGACUAGCGCGAGCUGGAACUGCAUACAAGGCCCAAGGGGGGGCCGCAGGUGGCGCGGAGGUCGGCAAGACGAGCGCAGCUGUUGACUGGGGUGAUCCAUCUAAGGGGGCUGGAGCAGGCGCAACUCAUCAGCUCGGCUGUAAGAACGACGAGGAUGUAACUAACAACGUAAUUCGUGCCGUGCAGGGAGACCCGGAUGGCCUCGAAAUCCGCGGCGGUGGAGUUGACUUUGUCUGGGCGAGAAUGCGAGAGAUUGAGGCCCUUCAAGGCUGGUGGAACCGUAACCGCGUCGACAACACAAACAGCGACGGUGGUCCUCCGCAAGACCCAGAGGCCGUUCCAUCCGACAAGUCAGAGCUCGAGCGGGCCCUCGUACGCCUUACAGAGCGUCUCACGCGCAUCUAUGCUGCCUUGCCGCCCUGCACAGCCUUCAUGUUGUACAGCGGUUCGGGCGACCCGCGCGAGAUGUCACGUCUGCAGAAGGUGCAGUCACAGUGGCGCAAGGAGUACAACACACCUGGCAAGAACUGGAACGACCUGAGUGUCAAGUGGACUGAUGUGGAGGAACAGGCGCUCAAGGAAGCGGUGCGCAAGGCUCGGUCAGGCAUAGGGUUCAUCUCGGUGAAGUGAAAUACCAAAGGGACGCAAAGGUAUCAGAUAACAAAGGUCACGUGCCAACCGAAGACGAAAUGUCAUGCGUAACAGAUCCAUAUCUUGCUGAGGGACUAUUUAUGGUACGACUUAAAAACUAUUUGCACAUGAGCAGACCGCCUUUUGUUAAAACAUGCACAGACAAACGAGACCAAGUAAAGGAAGGAUCGUUGCGACCUCUCAUUAGAAUUGUGCCUAGUAAAUCCGGCUCUUCAUCGUCCCAAGCUGGUGAAUCAUAUCCAGAACCUUGGCAGCAUACACCUCCGCAAUUAUAUAACUACACCUUCAUUCCCCCCCCCAAAAAAAAACCUACUACAUAAAACACAGUAGACAUGCUGGGGCUUUGAUGACCCUUGUGUAGAUCCCCCUCCCCGAACCAGCUUUUUGUUACGCCAACGCUAGUAUGGACAUUCUCAAAAAGAACAUAUCCCUAAACACAAAAGAAAAAUUGACUCAAGGCAGUAAGGCUCGAGUAAUAAAAAUUUGCCAUAAAAAC